Molecule: messenger RNA, 1018 nt
Organism: Pelagomonas calceolata
Lineage: Eukaryota; Pelagophyceae; Pelagomonadales; Pelagomonadaceae
Source: the annotation of a GenBank genome assembly
GGCCGCCCGAAAGGCAGCCCAGCAAGGUCCGAGAGGCAUCGCUCGCAGCGGCGCGAGGCAAGCCUAGUCAGCGCGGCAGCCCGGCGAGGGCAAAGCCAGACACAACCAGAGGCAGCCCAAAACAAGCAGGCCGAACCGCAGCGAAACGGAUGAGCAGCCGCAGCAUCACCAUGCCCGACCGGGAGCUCUCCUUCGUCAAGCGGCACUUUGGCACCGACGUCCUCGCCGCGGGCUGGCUUUUACUGUUAGCGACGUUCUUCUACACGGCGUAUUCGAUCCUGUUCCUCAUGGAGAUGUGGGGCGACACGUUCCCGCGGGUGUUUUUUGCGUGGGACAACUUGAUCGCUUCUUUAGUUUUUGUCGUCGCGGGCGUGUACUUCGCACUACUAGGUUAUCCGGCGGAGCUCGAGGAGUUCGAGCGGAGUUCUUUAGGCGUCGAUCUGGACCAAUUAUCAUGGAGAGAAAAGUACUUCACGGCGAACAAAUUUUUAAUAGCCAUCUGGAUGUUUAUAUUUGCUUGUGGCUUUUACUACGCGGCAGGGAUCGUGUGGAUCAUCUACGGCCAGCCUUUAGUGGGCGUGACCUUCCUUCUCAGUACUUUUGCGGGCCAGGCCGCGUGUUUUGUUUGGGCCUACGCGGCGAUGCCGGCGAACAUGCAGAGUAAUGAUGGCGCGGGCUCGUCCGUCUUGUACGACACGUGCUGCGGCUGCGACUGGCCCUGGCUGAAGGCGCGGAUAGGCACGGACGCGUUAUUGGGCAACUGGUUGUUUUUUAUUGCGUGCUUCGGGGCCGGCUGCUACGGGUUCAUCUACGUACUAUUUCAGCCGGCGUCGGCGAUGGCCUGGACCAUGUUCGCCUUCGCGGCGAACAUGGCUCUUGGAAGUUAUUUAUAUCUGCGGGCCUUCGACCCCGAGACCGCGGGCGGGUCGCUCUUCUUCGGCGACUCCAUUGAAGGCGUGGACAAGUCGCCGCUGAUCCAUUACGGGGCGACGAGUAGUGCAUAAUGUUAACAGUUUUU